AUGCCUCCUCAGAUAAAGCAGGAUUUGAAUCGCUCCGGAUGGGAAACCACCGACUUCCCGUCCGUGUGCGAGAGUUGUCUGCCGGAGAACCCAUAUGUGCAGAUGUUGAAGGAAGACUAUGGCGCUGAAUGCAAAAUCUGUACGCGACCAUUUACUAUUUUUCGCUGGAAAGCAGACCGCACUGCUCGCACCAAGCGAACCAACAUCUGCCUGACAUGUGCCCGCCUGAAGAAUUGUUGCCAAUGCUGCAUGCUCGACUUGUCUUUCGGUUUGCCAAUUGUCGUCCGUGAUGCUGCCUUGAAAAUGGUCGCGCCCGGGCCGCAAAGCGGGAUCAAUCGAGAAUUCUACGCCCAGAAUCAUGAAAAAGAAAUCGAAGAAGGCCGUGGAGCCAUCGAGGCUUACGAGAAGACGGAUGAGAAGGCCCGAGAGCUUUUGAAAAGGCUCGCUAAUAGCGAACCAUAUUACAAGAAACAGCGUCGCAUUGAGGCUGCACCCCAGGAUGAGGAGGACAAUACAGAAGCCGAUCAGGCUCCCAGUCGUAGUGCGUAUGGUAACGGGCCCGGUCCGAUUCGCACAAGCGAUAGUCGGAGAGGGGGAUCACUUAAUGGGCGCGGAGGACGUGGCCGAGGAGGUGGACGUGGUGGUCGCCCAUUCCCUCCUACAGCUCAACUACCCCCGUCACCUGAGGAUUUCAUACCUCCAGCUGACCCCAAAAUCACAUCGCUUUUCGUCACCGGGGUGGAGGACGAUCUUCCGGAACAUGAACUGCGCACCUUUUUCAGCGAAUUCGGUCAAUUGCGGUCGUUGAUCUGUUCCCAUCGUGCUCAUUGCGCAUUCGUAAACUACGCGACACGAGCAUCCGCAGAAGCUGCUGCACUGCAUUGUCAAGGCAAGGCCACUAUCAAGGGAUGUCCUCUCCGAGUCCGUUGGGGAAAGCCAAAGCCCUUGGAUAGCAUGGGUGACGAAGAACGAAGACGCAAUGCUCGCGAAGGUCGACAACUCGUUCCGCCAACUCGGGCCGGUCCUUCAGGUCAGCGAGCAAUCACUGCCUCCGGGGACGCUACUGGGGCUGAGAAGCCACAGUACUCCGUCGCACCUCCGCCAGGAAGCAGUGAGAUUCAAUAUGCCAGUUUAUCCGGCGAGUGA
Messenger RNA from Talaromyces atroroseus, 1146 nucleotides. Its product is annotated as Pre-mRNA-splicing factor slt11. The coding region runs from base 1 to 1146 and encodes 381 amino acids. The record is from RefSeq and is a predicted model, not a curated record. Gene Ontology annotation, molecular function: U6 snRNA binding; pre-mRNA binding. Gene Ontology annotation, cellular component: U2-type catalytic step 1 spliceosome; Prp19 complex; U2-type catalytic step 2 spliceosome. NCBI's taxonomy places the organism in Eukaryota, Fungi, Ascomycota, Eurotiomycetes, Eurotiales, Trichocomaceae. The transcript is spliced from 2 exons.